Saccostrea cuccullata (small rock oyster) is the source of this 4373-nucleotide messenger RNA. RefSeq names its product peptidyl-prolyl cis-trans isomerase G-like. The record is from RefSeq and is a predicted model, not a curated record. Gene Ontology annotation, biological process: protein peptidyl-prolyl isomerization. Lineage: Eukaryota; Metazoa; Mollusca; Bivalvia; Ostreida; Ostreidae. Gene Ontology annotation, molecular function: peptidyl-prolyl cis-trans isomerase activity.
CAAGCAUACAGUCUUUGGACAUGUGAUCUUUGGUCAAGAGGUGGUCACCAAGAUAGAGAACUUAGAGACGGAUGAAAAAAGUCGUCCAAAAGUGGAUGUGAAAAUUGCCAACUGUGGAGAAUUAGUUCUUCAAGUAAAAGCCAAAGCUAAAAAGAGAAAGAAACACUCGGAGUCUGAAGCCAAGAGUUCUGGUGAUUCAGAUGAGUCAUCUUCAGAAAUGGAGAAAACGAAAAAGAAAAAGAAGAAACAUAAAAAAGAAUCCAAAAAGAAGAAGCACAAGAAAAGAAAAAAAGAAGAGGAAAGUGCAAAGAACGAGCAGAAGGAAGAAGAAAUCACCACAGUGUUCGCUCAGAUUCGUCCGGAUGAAAUUCCCGACGUCCCUCAGCAGAAGUUCUUAAGCAGGGUCAACAGAGAGGAGGAAAUGGAAAAAGAGAAGUCUCCACCAGGCUAUGGCAACCGGCGGAGAAUUGAUAGGAUUCCCUAUGGAAACAAGCCCAAAUUUACAGCCAGUGGGAGAAAAAUUAAAGGCCGUGGCACAUUGAGAUAUAGAAGUAGGAGUAGAAGUGAGACACCACCUCACUGGAGGCAAGCCGUGGAAACCCGACUACGAUCUAACCAGCAACAACAACAGCAGCAGCAGCCUUACCCAGGGGAGGAUCAAGAGAGAGAAGAGAGGUGGGCGAUGGGGGACAGAAUGACUGACCGGAGGGACAGGCAACCAAUGAGGGAGAGGCACAUACAAGAGAACAAUCAAGAGGCCAGGAGGAGGAGGGAAGACAAACCAGAGAGGAUGGAAGAUGACAAGAAGUCUAGACAGGACAGGUCUGAUAGGAGGAGGGAAAGAAAGGAAUCAGUCAGAGAGGACCGGUCCCCUGAUAGACACCGAGACAGAGACAGUGAUAGAGAGAAAGACAGAGGGACAAAUAGGAGGCCAGACAGGGAGGGUAACAGGAGGAAAGACAGUGUGGAGGAAAGGAGGAAGAAAGAGAGAAGCCCCUCCUCUGAGGGGGAAGUGUCUGAUUCUGAUUCCUCCCCUCCCAGACAGAGGGAAAAGGAGAAGUCGGGCUACAAAAACAGGAACAGAUCUCCAGAUGAUUUCAGAGAGAGAAGGAGGGACUCCGAGCGAGAUGGCAGGCGAGUCGAGGCAAGGCCAGGUCCUCAGAGGUCAGCUGCUCACGACAGACGAAGGAGGUCAAGCUCGGGAGAUUCAGAUAAAAGAUCACGGUCAAAAGAGAGGACACGUAGAAGGUCAAGGUCAGAUUCUAGGAGCAAAGCCAGAACAAGAUAUAGCUCAAGUAGAAGUAAUUCAAGUUCAAGGUCACCAAGUCUAGAGAGAAGGCCUCCACCUGGAAGAUUUAUAAAGAAGAAAUCUGAGAGUCCUCCUCCAACACACUGGAAACCUGGCCAGAAGUCACUGAGUUCAGACUCACGCAAUAGGGAUCAGUCAAAUUCAUCAAGAGUUAAUGGUGGACUGAACAGCUCUAAGUAUAGUCCACCUAGACGAGAAAACCUGGAAGGGCGAAGAGAGAUCCGGGAAAAUGAUUUUAAAAAUGACAGCAGAAGAUCUCCAGACAACCGAGGAUCUGAUCAUCCAAACAGACCCACGGAAGUUUUGCAGCAAAGUAGAAUACAGUACGACUUGGAGAAGAAGGAGGUACCCAUCAAGGCCCACCCAGUCAAGUCAUUAAAUGAUUCCAAACAGAGGCGGUCAAGGUCAUCAUCGUCUAGCAGAUCUAGGUCAAGGUCAGACGAUUCACGAAGUUCUUCAUCGAGUUCAGGUGAAUCUGAUGAUGAUGGUAAUGCUGAAGAACGAAAGAAAGAAAAGAAAGUUGAGGAAAGGUUUAAGUGGCAGCCACCCCCAGAACCUGAAGAAGAGUUUAAGCCCAGACAAAGGGCUUCUCAUGCAGAAACAAAAGAAGAGAGUGUGAGGACAUCAUUAAGGAUCAAAACUCCACCUCUGCCUCCACUGGGACAGGUAGCAGAGGCCACGUCAGAACUAGCCAGAAGAAGCAACAGAUGGGACAUGCAGACAACUGACAGAAAAAGAAACUUGAGUGAGAAUAAGUCCAGUCCUCCCCCAGUGGAUAAAAAGCUGCCUAGUCCACGUAAAUCUAGACGUUCUUCUUCAAGGUCGUCUUCAUCAAGCUCCGGUAGAUCCAGCUCACGUUCUCCAUCACCUACCAGCAAGUUCUUGUAUGGUGAGAGUGAGAGUAAGAUCAGCCAACCUCAGAAAUCAUCAACCAAUCAGCAAUCAGCUGGAUUCAGUAAGGUUUUAACCAGUAUGUUGGAUAUUCCUAUCCCAGCAGUGCCUGAAAAACUGCCAGAAAAACCAAAGGAGGCCAAGUCUACUCUUGAUGAAAGAAUCAAAGAUUUUAAUGUCAAUGUGUCUAAAUCAAAGGUGGAAAUAGCCACACGAAGGACAAGAUCAAAAAGCUCCAAAUCCUCCUCAUCUGACAGAUCUAGCAGGUCAAGGUCACCCAAAUCCUCCAAGACCAAACAGAGGUCACUUGAAAGGAAGGAAUCAUCAAAAUCUCCCUUAAGAUCUAAUAGGAAUUCUCUAAGGUCACCAGGGUUGGGAAAAAGAAGGUCUGGUAGUCCUCAACCAAGAAGAUCAUCAGCAAAUCGGUCCAGAAGUCCAAAAAAACCAACAAUCAGGAGAUCAAUCUCACCAAGGAGAAGGUCAGGUUCACCUAGAAGGUCAAGGUCAUCUAGAGGAAGAUCAAUUUCACCGAGAAGAGGAAGGUCACCUAAAAGGUCAACAUCAAGAAGGUCACCUAGAAGGUCAACAUCAAGAAGACGAUCCAUUUCACCCAGACGAUCCAGAUCCCCACGAAGGUCAUCUUUCAGACGAUCAAUUUCUCCGCGUAGACGAGCCCCUCCCUAUCGAUACAGGUCUCCAAUAAGGAGAAGGCCGUCUCCUCGACGUAGAAGUAGGUCAAGGAGUCGAUCCAGAAGGCGCUCUCCAAUCAGGUCCAGGCAGAGGUCUAGAAGUCGCAGUCGAAGAAGAGGGAGGAGUUCUAGUUCUAGAAGCAGAAGUAGAAGUAGGAGGCGCAGCAGAAGUGGAAGCAGAGGCAGAAAGCGCAGCAGAAGUGGAAGUAGGAGGCGCAGUAGGAGUGGAAGCAGAGGCAGAAAGCGCAGCAGAAGUGGAAGCAGAGGCAGAAAGCGAAGCAGAAGUGGGAGUAGAGGACGGAGCAGAAGUGGAAGCAGAGGCAGGAAGCGCAGCAGAAGUCGAAGUAGGCAGCGUAGCAGAAGUAGAGGACGUAGUGAGAGUCCUAGAGGCAGACGAAGAAGUCGGAGUGGAAGUAGAAGCAGACGACGAAGUAGGAGUAGGUCAUGAAUCAGCUGGAGACCUCAAUUACAAUCUAUCUGCUAUGUGGAUAGCAUUUGAAACUAGUAUUCUUCAAGAAGGUUGACCACUGGCUGAUUUAAAAUACCAGUUAUAUAAAUUUUAUAGAAUGUGGCACAUGGGCCAUUAUGGUAGAAUUCUCUGCCAAUUCUAAUCUUUUAUUUAGGAUUUCAUUAAUUUUGAGUGCUGAUGAUCCAUUCAUUUUACAAAAUAGACAUAAAUUGUACAUAAUUUACAUAGGCAAACCUUUGCCUUUAGUGCAUACCAUUGUCAUUUGGUAGAAUCAUGGUCCUUGUUUUAUUCUGUACCUACAUUUGUCAUUGUGUGAGUGUUCAGGAGUUUAGGUCUUGUUUAUUCUUGUAUUGUUAGGAACUACUGGUUGUAAACCCAGUGACAAUAACAUCCUAGUUUGGUACAUUUUAUUUGUGUAUUCCCCUCUGUUUUGUUCAGUCACAAACAUUCUGUGUCCAAAGACUUUUAAAGUUUCUUGUACAGAAAAACGUGUAAAAUAUUUUUCAAUUCAAGAAUAAUUGAUUUACACUUAAAAUGAUGUCACAUUUUCUUCACUUGUCAUUGCAUAGUCUUUGUGUUCAUUAAUUAGUUUUAGUAAUUCAUUAUGUGAAAUUAUAUAAAUUCAAAUCAAUCAGUCAAUUUGUCAUAAGUAAUUUUAAUAUGUAUAGGGAAAUUUUGAUCUCCAAUAGGUAUCUCAAAAAGAUUCCAUGCACUUAUCUGCAUCGAUGUUUAACUGUAAACAUGUGAAAAAUGGAAAGACAUUUUUGGUUACUCAAAAGAAAAGUAUGCAAACUUUGGUUUUAAAUUAGUUUUACAGUGAUAAAGAAAUUUUUCAAACAUUGAAAGGUUGGGAUAUUGAUACCAAAUAUUUCCUUUACUAAAGAAAUAUUGAACAAUGGACAGAUAUACAUUUUAUACUUUUCAGCUUUUAAGUUUUUAGAAAUUUCUCUGAGACCCAUGGCACAAUUUGUACACAGAUAUGAAUGUUUUUCAAUAAAUUCACUUAUUUCCAAGA